Messenger RNA from Spodoptera littoralis (African cotton leafworm), 4760 nucleotides. The record is from the annotation of a GenBank genome assembly. NCBI's taxonomy places the organism in Eukaryota, Metazoa, Arthropoda, Insecta, Lepidoptera, Noctuidae.
UCAUUGUCAAUACCAAAUACUGUCAAACGUCAAACAAAAGUUUAAAUCAAAUCAAAACAAGCAUGAGUGUAGGAUAAUCCUAAGACUCCCGUGUCAUGUUAUUAUUAUAGUAUUUUAAGAUUUAUGAGAGACAAACACUCGGUAAAAUGAACCAAAAAGCUGUUAUAAAGUUGUGUAAAGAUUUAGGAUGCUGUGACGCAUGUUGCCUUAGGUAUUUAGGACUUAAGAAUCCAACAGCAUAUGAGAAUGUUCAAGAGUUUGUUCACAAAAUUUGUGAAGAAAGUGGCAAACAUGCACAAGACACAGAGACAAGAGACCUGCCCACACAGCUGAGUGAAUCAACGGCUGAGCAGAACUCAACACAUCAAUGUCCGGAGCCGCCUGCAAAGCGAAUCAAAGUUGGUGGUAUCUGUGUCAGCUGCUUGGGAGUGCUUCAGGAAGAGAAUUGGCAGCCAUGUUGUGACAUGGUCAAAGAAGUGUUGGACAAGAAGGGGUACGAGUGCGAGACAUUCGCGUGCGCACUGUCCGCGCCCAUCGCCGCGCUCGUGCGCGAGCGGCUCGUGGCGCUGCAGCUGAAGCACGACCUGCUCGAGUACGACGACUCGUCGGUGACGCCCCUCAAGGAGGCGUGGAAGUGGUCAUUCGGGGUCCGGCUGGCUGAACACGUCGGCAAAACGCUGGACUCGGGCGCCGUGUCUCCGCUGCUGAUCACUCUGCACAUGGAGUAUCCGGACGAACUGCAGGAGCUGGAGGCGCUAAAGGCGCUGGCGCCGGCGCUGUUCGAGGCGAGGCGUGCCGCCGGCCGUCGCUUCGGGGUGGAAGCAGGCGCUGGGGGCGCCACCCGCGCGGCGCUGGCGGCCGCCGGCGUGGCGGGCGGGGCGCCGGCCGUGCGCGCGCGCUGCGUCAGCGUGGCGUGUGCGCACGCGCCGCUGUACCUGGCGGGGCGCUACGUGAAGCUGAGCCGCGCGCUGCCGCAGACGCCGUGGCUGGUGAACGGGCGCCGUAUGAUGCACUCGUCGGUGCAGGAGAUUAUCUUCGAGCCCAUUGCGGCGCUGUACGGCCUGAGCCCGGAGGCCGCGGAACACCGACUGAAGUUCAUGUCGGCGGGGCGUGAGGACGUGGACGUGCGCUGUCUCGGCGACGGUCGGCCCUUCGCAGUCGAGGUAACGGAUCCAACACGGCAGCCAAGCGAGGCGGAGCUGAAAGAGCUGUGCGAGCAGAUCUCGGUGGGCGGACAGGUCGUGGUCCGCAGCCUCGUGCCCAUACACAGGGAACAACUGGCGCUGCUCAAGAAGGGCGAGGAGACCAAGUGCAAGACGUACGAAGCGUUGUGCAUCAAACUGUCGCACUCUCGCGACGACUUGGCCGAGGGCGGCGGCGACGUGCGCGUGACGCCGCGCGACAUCGCGGCCCUCAACGCCUACCGCAACACGCCGCCCGGCGACAGCGCGCGCGUGCAGCUCACCCAGCGCACGCCCAUCCGCGUGCUGCACCGCCGCCCGCUGCUGGCGCGCGCGCGCCGCAUCCUGGAGCUGCGCGCGCGCGCCGUGCCCGCGCAGCCGGCGCUGCUGGCGCUGCGCGUGCGCACGGAGGCGGGCACGUACGUCAAGGAGUGGGCGCACGGCGAGCUGGGCCGCACGCGCCCCAGCCUGGCGGACGCGCUGGGGGCCCGCGUCGACAUACUGGCGCUCGACGUGGCCGCCGUCGAGUUGCCGUGGCCGCCCGCGCCCGACGACAAGGCACCGAGCGACCAAUAAAGCAAUGACCUACAAUCACCUGUCUAUGAUUCCUCCUCCUCUACCACGGACCACUCACAAACACUCGAGCUCGAGCGCUCACCUCUACAGUAUACAGUUGUCGUACACGCGACGCUGUAUCUAUCCAAACAUCAAAGAGCAGUGGCGCAAUAUAUUCAUAUUGUUUGUCAUUGAGUUAAACCCAAAGAAAACAAUCUCCAGUUUAGUAAUUUGGUAGUUCUGCCUGCAAUGUUUUCCGGGAGUUUUGAAAACGGCCAACUUUGUAGAUUUUGAUGUUUUUUUCGAUUUCCAUUUUGCACCUUUGCACUGGCACCCAUAGACUAUACAGACUCGAACUGAAGUGAGCUCCGCCGAGUGCGACUCUGACGCCACGACUCUGCCUAAGCGCACCAGAAAUCCGCUAGGUGGCGCGCUUGCAUUCCAUUUAGCGUCCAUAGGUACUCAUGACGUGUGCGUUACCCAGGCCAGAUGUUGUCGAAAAUGGUCAUUAUCUAUAAGAUUCAAAUUACCAUUUUCGACAUCUGGCCUGGGUAACGCACACUAAAAAACGGAUAAAAAACCGACUUCAAAAAACCAAAAACUAAUAACAAAGAAAAAGUCAAAACUAAAAAGAAAAAGAUAACUAUCAUUAGUACUGAUAGGUUACCCACCCACUGAGGUCGGCACCACACCUAUGCAGAUUAUAAGUGACCAGACAAAUAGGUGUAAAGUUGUAAUCAAUACAAAUUAUACAAGCCCAAACACAAAGUAGUUACUGUUUACCGUUGAGGAGUUUUCUUAACAAUUACACUUCUUCAUCAUCAGACCCUUAAUGACAGUACCACUCUAUCUAGGUGUAAAUUGCUCAUCAAUACAAAUUAAUAGACGCAUUACUCGCUCCUAGAAUUUUCGAAAGUUCCCCUCAGUUUCCCUAGGAUCCCAUCAUCAGAUCCUGAUCUCAUGGAAAUGGGACCAUCUCGGGAGUAUACCCUUUCAAACAAAACAAGAAUUUUCGAAAUCGGUUCUCAAAUGGCGGAGUAAUGUGCGAACUAACAAAAAAAAAAACAAUCAGCCGAACAUAGUACCUACCUCCUCCUUUUUUUGAAGUCGGUAAAAACCCGACUUCACUACGUCUGGAAUAACCACCUAACAACCUAUCUACCUAAUACAACGUAUUUAGCGAAAACAUAUAUCAAGGUUUAAAUCAAAAUAAAUGAUCAACAGCCAUCAAGAUUUUCAAGAUAACCAUAAUUUAUACACUAAGUGUCGCCAAGUGUGGAUAGUCACUCGCAAGUACUCCAGAGUCACAAGUCAGCCACGACUGUAGUUUCAUUAUACCUCUAUAGACUCGAGUCCCUGCCCCAGUAACGACUACGACUAGCACACACGGUGCAGUAAAAUAAAUAUAAUGUUUUACCCUUACAUGUACCAACUCACUACUGAAAGGCCCUAAUUAUAACAAAUCCUAAACACAGUACACACACACAGUUCUUUAUACUAUGUCCUAAAGGUAAGGUCAAGGCAAGCAUGUUUCUCAUCAGAGUUUUGCUUAGAACUUUAACUAUUUUCCAACCCAACAAUAAUCUUAAAUGAACGUAGGACUUUAGAGGACUCUUCAAUUCUGACUUUAACUACCAAUACUUAACUUGGCAGCUUUUGACCUUAUUUAAAAAAAGGGUAUGAUUUAAGCUGUCACCAAUUUAAUUCAUUUUGUGUUGCUUAAAUAAUAGGGUUUGCCCUCAAAAUAGUAGAUUUGUCACCAAAAUGUAGUCAACAAACAAUAUAAAAUCAAUUCCACAAUAAAUUACUUACCGAAAAUCAUGGAGAUACGGGGUCAAGUACCAAAUAAAUGGUUUUGUAUGUAUUAUAAUAGGUUUGUCCUAAUAGUAUUUAAGCAAACUAAUUUAAAGAGAUCACCAAUAAAUCAUAUAUUAUAUCACUAGAAAAUUUCAUGAAGGUCUCAAAAUGUAGGGUGGUCGUCAUCAUCCUUUCAACCAAAAGAGUCUACUACUUAACUGGCCAUGUGCCUCCCCCAAGGGUCUUAAUUUCCACAGGUAGUAUAAAUAUAUUUAAAUUAAAUUUCUAGCUGAAUAGUAAAUAAAACACCUAAUUAUUGUAUGAUCGUACCUACAACCAACCUACCUCUACAACCCAUUCGUUGAGGCCCGAAAGCGCGCCAAUUUGUCUCCCUUCCCUUCCUCUUCACUUUGAACAUAUUUUCAUUAAAAUUAUAAACUGAUGUAUUAAAUUGGUAACGAAUACAUUAUUUUAAUAACUGAACUAAAUAAAAUGUAACUAAUGUAUUGGUGACAAAAUAACAAAUAAAAAGGAGUUGCAGUCAGGGAUCGAUUAAUCGAUUUAUUUGGUGACAGAUCUACCAUUCUGAACACCAAGCUUUUAUUUAAGUAAUAAAACUAUUAUUAUAAGAACGAAGUUUAUAUUCAUGUAAUGCACUACAAUUUUAUUGGUAAUCCAUUUCAUAUUUUACACAUCAUAUUACCAAUAAUUUGGUAAUUCAUACCUGGGAACACUCUUUGUUUAUCUGAGAACGAAAAUAUUUCGUGGAGAUAGAUCAAUUUAUUAGGUGAUACAACUUGAUGUCAAAUAUAAAUUUUGGUGACAAAAAAUAUAGUUCCCAAAAAAAAAAACUUUUCUCAAUAUUUUGUACCGCGUGAACAAGCACCACUUAAAUCUGUAUCUACCUCGCGGAAACCAUACCCCAAAACAAAUGAAAACCAAAGACUACUCGAGAUAUGACCUAACAAUACACAACACGAAAUAACACUAUACAUGGUCAAUCUGAUAAUCUCGGAGCUAAAACAAUACGACAUUUUUUUUAAAGGGUAGUAUUUAAACGAAUAUCAAAAAAUAUCCUUUUUCUUUGCAAUAAGAUUCCGAAUUCCCAUCAAAAUUACUGAUUGCACAGCAAAAUAUUUAACUCAAAAUAUUACUAAACACACUACAAUUUAUUUUCGCAGCGUACAACGAUUUUGCCUAAAGCAAAAGCUUUCAUUAAUGCACAGC